AUGAGCCAGAAGCCUAUCGAAGUAGGCGAAAUCACCGUGUAUCAGGUACCAGGCACUGCUAUUCCCAUCGUUCAUCGCGUUAUUGAGACGCGCGAAACAAAAAAUCGCGGUCAGCUUCUUUUAACCAAGGGUGAUAACAAUUAUGAUGAUGAUAUCAUGUUAUAUAAUGGCCCUAGAUGGAUCCGUGAUGAUCAGAUCGUUGGUCGAGUUCAAGGAUUCUUGCCCUAUGCUGGCUAUGUAACAAUUUUACUCAACGACUAUCCCAUGAUGAAAUAUGUGGUGCUCGGUCUGUUAGGAAUCUCACUCUUUUUCGAACGUGAAUAA
Messenger RNA from Malassezia globosa CBS 7966, 324 nucleotides. RefSeq lists its product as uncharacterized. The record is from RefSeq and is a predicted model, not a curated record. Gene Ontology annotation, molecular function: serine-type endopeptidase activity. Gene Ontology annotation, cellular component: signal peptidase complex; membrane. Lineage: Eukaryota; Fungi; Basidiomycota; Malasseziomycetes; Malasseziales; Malasseziaceae. The transcript is spliced from 3 exons. Bases 1 to 324 code for a protein of 107 amino acids.